AUGAAUGCUGACCAGGAUAGACCUUAUGUGUGCAGCGCCCCUGGCUGUUCUCAGCGUUUCCAAAGAGAGGAUCACUUGAUGAUACACAGACACAAACAUGAAAUGACCCUAAAUUUCCCUUCCAUUAAGGGCGACAAUGUGCUCUCAGAUCAAACGCCAACCCCAACUCGCUUCCUGAGAAACUGUGAAGAAGUGGGUCUCUUUAGCGAUCUGGAGCUCAGCCAAUCACAGGAUGAGGGAGCUGCCAGACAGAGGGAAAGACAGCUAAUGAUGCAUUCCAACAUGAUUGCAAUACCAGGCCCCUCCCACAGUGCUGCAGGCUCCUCCCACCAGUCAAAAACCAUCUCCAGUCACAGCCAUCCCAGCAUUCCCAAUGGCUACAGGGAUUCGCUGGGCAACGUGGUGGACGUGAUGUCACCGCAACAGCAGGGGAGGGCGGGACAACACCUCUUACACAUGCAAGCCCCGCCCACGUACGCCUACCAGCACCACAGCCACGGCCAAUCACAUCGAAGCCAUCCCCAUUCCCAUCAGAGUGGCGCCAACCCCCACCCGUGUGACGUCCAGCACUCCCCCCCCGCACAUUACGAACCACGCCCCUCUCAUUGCUCCUCCCCACUGCCGCCUCAGCCAAGACCUGCUGAGACCACAGGGGGAGGAGUCAGGCGCAGACGGACGGCUGAUGAGGACCCAGAUGAGCGAAGACGGAAGUUUCUGGAGCGUAACCGAGCCGCGGCCACUCGCUGCAGACAGAAGAGGAAAGUGUGGGUGAUGUCACUGGAGAGGAAAGCAGAGGAACUCACUCACACUAACCUCCAGUUACAGAAUGAAGUGACGUCAUUGAGGUCAGAGGUCACACAGCUCAAACAGAUUCUUCUGACACAUAAAGACUGUCCUGUCACGGCACGACAGAGAGAGAUACAAGGAAGCUUGACAGUAACAGGAAGUCCCGCCCAUCACACAGUCCAACACAACAGCAUUACCACAUCUAGCUCAACAUCAACACACACACUAGCCGGGGACGUGUAUGGAGCGGCCUGA
Messenger RNA from Chanos chanos (milkfish), 1041 nucleotides. It is a transcript of the gene creb5a, whose product is annotated as cAMP responsive element binding protein 5a. Lineage: Eukaryota; Metazoa; Chordata; Actinopteri; Gonorynchiformes; Chanidae. Gene Ontology annotation, biological process: regulation of DNA-templated transcription. Gene Ontology annotation, molecular function: DNA-binding transcription factor activity. Bases 1 to 1041 code for a protein of 346 amino acids. The transcript is spliced from 9 exons. The record is from RefSeq and is a predicted model, not a curated record.